Messenger RNA from Drosophila grimshawi, 2743 nucleotides. RefSeq names its product trichohyalin. The coding region runs from base 55 to 2709 and encodes 884 amino acids. The record is from RefSeq and is a predicted model, not a curated record. The transcript is spliced from 5 exons. Gene Ontology annotation, molecular function: phosphatase binding. NCBI's taxonomy places the organism in Eukaryota, Metazoa, Arthropoda, Insecta, Diptera, Drosophilidae.
UCAGUUUUCCAACGAUCCGAAAAAUAAAAACUAUUUCAAAAAUAUUUAGGAAUAAUGUCGAAACGUCGCGAGAAAUCGAAUAAGCAAACGCGCUGGGAUCGUAUUCGGAAGCGUUAUCUGAAUGCGAAUCCGUUGGGCCUCAAAACGGAUGCAGUGCGUCGCUUCAUUGAGCUGGACUACAUUGGCCAGCGCCAAUCCCAGAUGCUCAUCGAUGGCGAGCAGUCAAAUAAACUGAAUCCCAGUGUUGUAAUGGAUAUGCGACAUCAGAUGUUUUCGCAGAUACCACGUCAACUGCCGCUGGCGACAGUGGCGCAUGGCAGCACCUUGGCCUCGACGAGGGCACACAAUCUGGAAGUGGAGCAGCGCUACAUCGACAAUCAAUUGCAAAAGUUUCGCCAGCAGCUGGCCAGGCAGCAUCCGCCGCGCCAGCGCCAGGAGCGCAAGAUACGUGUGCGUCCCACCAAGCCGGACUUUAAGCUCAAUCAUGGCCCAUUGAUGCAGAGUCUGACGCUUGCCUCGCAGCACAUCGAUAACUUCUACCAGACGCCGGUGGAUGCACUCGGCCAGGCGGCCAUGUUGUGCUCCAUGCAGAAACAGGUGGCGACAGUGUCGCUGCUGCAGCAGCUGCAAGCCGAACCGGAAGCAGAGGCGGAGGCGGAUCUCGAGCACACCUGGCUGCAGUUGAAGCAGGCAAAAGAGGUGAAGCAAGUCCAAAUCCAAGCGGAUGGCGAGCAACUGGACAUGCUCGAGUAUCGCAAGUUUGUCAAGCAGGUGGAGUUGGACGAGAGCAAGCUGCAGUUCCUCCAACGUUGCCGCACUCCAAGUCCGCUGCUGACCACCGAGGAGCUGCUCAAACCAAUGCGCGCCGCUGCCGAGCGCCAAAUGCUGCACAUGCGCACCGUGCGUCAAGAGGAGGAACUGCUUCAGCAGGGGCAGCAGCAGGAGCAUCCCUCAGAGCAGCCUCAAUUGCAUCGGCAGGCAUCCACUUGCUCCAACACGAGCGAUGGCAUUGAUUCAGUUAUAUCCGACCUGGCGGAGGAGGCGUUAUUCGAGCUCCAACUGGAGGCAGCCGAGCAGCAAAUGGAACGGGAGCAGCAGCAGCUCAAUGAACUAGUGGCGCCGCCAAAACUGGUACAAUUCCAGCUGUCUACGACAUCACCCGAGGAAUUGACCUCCGCCGUGCAGGAGGAGGAACAGGAGGAGGAGCAAAUGGAAGCUCUGCUCAUCCGGCGCAUUGAAAUACCCAAAGUUGUUGUGCUGCCCAAGCAGCAGGAGCAGCCAGCCACUGAUCAGAGCUGCAGCGAGAAUGAGCUGCAACCAGGACCACUUGACGAGAAGCAACGGAUUAUUGAUGAACUGUUCGUCAAGGCGCGCACCAAUUCGGAACUGAAUCUGAUGCGUAAAUACUUUCUCAAAUGGAUCCAUUUCACGACCAUGGAGAAACUCGAACGGGAGCCGGGCACAAGGCAUGCCAAUCGAGCGACGAAGAUCAAUGCAUUUCUGGACAAGAUCAGGCAGGAGAAGCGGCGUCAGCGCCAAAACACCAAGAGGCCAAAUACUCCAGACAAUGCCGAGAAAAUUGCCCAAAAGUCGCUGGAGCAGCGCGAGGAGGCUGUCAAAAUGGCCAAACAAUUUAAGAAUAAGCUGAAGGUGCAGCAGGAUAUUAUAGAUUUGCAGCGCAUCAAGCUGGAGCGGCAGGAGCGACUAAUAAUGCAGCUAAAGCUGCACAAGCUCAGCGACGAGGCCAAAGAGGCGCGCGAGGAUCUUAAGCAGGAGCUAAAAACCGUUAUACGCUGCGGCGAUCCCAAGGCAAAGGCCAAGGCCAAGUGUCUGCAACUAAUUGGCAGUCUGCGCGAUGCCGAGGACGAGGAAUUCGAGCGGCUGCAGGGCAGAGCGCUGCUCCAGCCACGCUUCCUGCAGCACAUGCAGGAGCGAGCCCUGGAGCGGAGUGUGCGCCACGAGCAGGCGCGUCAGCGUCGAGCCCAAGCGGAUGCGGAAAGGGAGGCAGCCAAGUUGGCCAUCGAGGAAGCUAAGCGCCAGGAAGAUGAGGAGGCAAAACGGUUGCGCAUCGAGGUGCUGAAGGAGAAGCGACGCCAGGAGAAAAUGGCCAAGGUGCUGAAGGAGCGCGAACGCCAACGUUUCAUUGAGAAUCAACGCAAGGCUUUGGAGUUCCAUCGCCGCAUGUUGCUGCGCCGAAUUGGAAUGGAGGGCUUUAAGCGGCUGCUGCAACGCAAGCGGGACAAUCUGGUCAAGUGCGAGGAAUUCUCCCGUCGCCUGUACAAGCGCAACUCUUUUCUGGCCUGGCACAAGUACACCGAGUGCCGGCAACGCGAGAAAUGCAUCCGGGCCGAGAUGUGCUAUCGCCUGGCACUGAAGCGACGGGCGCUAAAUGCAUGGCUAUUCUAUGUGCAGGAGGAGCGCAAUAAGAUGCAGGUGGCCAUUGACUGGCAUGCACUGCAUGCCAUGGAGCAUUGGUUUGGACGCUGGCUCAACUAUGCCACUCACUGUCGCAUGAUUGAGGACACCAAAAUGCGUCAGGCCAUCUCGCAUCAUGAAUGGCACCUGAAGUGGAAGGUGCUGGACUGCUGGCAGCGAUUGCCGCAGAUCUUGCGCUUGGAAAAGGAGACGGAGGAGCGUCGUCAGCGUUGGCGCAUGAAAAUUUGGGAGCUGCUACCCGAUUACAAGCCAAGGGAGGAUAGUUUGUGGUAGUUGAGAUAUUCGUUUAAUAUCAUAAAUUUUGUUU